This is a messenger RNA of Dipodomys ordii (Ord's kangaroo rat), 855 nucleotides long. RefSeq names its product C-type lectin domain family 4 member A-like. The record is from RefSeq and is a predicted model, not a curated record. Lineage: Eukaryota; Metazoa; Chordata; Mammalia; Rodentia; Heteromyidae. The transcript is spliced from 6 exons. The coding region runs from base 58 to 771 and encodes 237 amino acids.
ACACCGGGACAGAAUGCCACAGAUGUGAAGGACCCCCCCCCCCCCCCGGGCAUCCACAUGGCCUCCGAAAUCACUUACGCCGAAGUGAGGUUCAACAGCCACUCCAGGCCCCCCAACCCCAAAGCAGAUGCGCCACAAGCUCCCAAAGCAAAAGCCACUGCCCAGCCAAGCAGUCCGGGGGUUUCCACGCUGCUGUUUGCGUCGCUGGUGACAUUUUUCCUGCUAUUUGCAAUCUUAUUCUUGGUUUUAUUUAUCAUUUUUUUUCAGAAAUAUUCUCAGCUGCUUAAAGAACGCCAUGCUGCGACGGAGCUGACCCACACCCAGCUGGAGUGUGUAAAAAGUCCCGCGUCCAUGGGAGGAAAAGUCUGGAGCUGUUGCCCACAGAAGUGGAAGCAGUUUAAUUCCCACUGCUAUUUCAUGUCGAGUGGUAUAAAUUCUUGGGAGAAGAGCAAGGAAAUGUGCUCUGGUCUGCAGGCACAUCUGAUGGUGGUUAACAGCAAGGAAGAGCAGAGUUUUAUCAUCCAGCAUCUGAACGAUCAAUUCGCUUAUUACCUGGGCCUGUGGGACCCGAACCAUGAGAAUGACUGGCAGUGGGUGGAUCAGACGCCGUACAACCUCAGCGCCACAUUCUGGCGCCGAGGGGAACCCAGUGACCCAAAGGAAGCCUGUGUUGUGCUAAACAAUCCCCGAUUGACAGGAUGGGGCUGGAAUGAUAUCUACUGUAGUAGCCCUCAGAGCUCCAUUUGCGAGAUGGCGGCCAUCUAUCUCUGAUCGCCUCACUCAUGGCUCCUGGAUCAUCGUACUCGCGAGCGAAGCCCAUGCUGGUGUGUCGGUAUCCAUCAUUUCCAUUUUUGA